UUAUCGAUCCUUCAACCUAACUUUUUCGCUGAGAUAAAUUUCGAAUGUUUGGUGUGAAGAAAGGUUCCUUCCCUUCAUAGUUAGUGUUUUCGAUUAUCGAAAUGGAUCACUCGGUCCAUCCCAAAUCUCUGACGGACGAAGAAAAGCUCAGAUUGGAACAGCAAAAUUCGAGGUUGGUCUCCGAUUUCAAAGCCAACGAUUUGGAGGUGAACGCCAAAAAAUAUUGGGAUUUGUUUUACAAGAGAAACGAAGAGAGGUUCUUCAAGGAUCGUCACUGGACCACUAGGGAGUUUGAGGAAUUGUUGAAUGAAGAAGAUAAUCCACAGAAACGCGUGGUUUUUGAGGUGGGAUGCGGAGUGGGAAAUUUCAUUUUUCCCUUAGUGGAGGAGAAAUUUCCCUUCUUCAUCUACGCUUGCGAUUUAUCGCCCAGAGCUGUUGAAUUUGUGCGUCAAAAUAAACUCUAUAGCGUGGAUAAUAUGAAGGUUUUUCAAUGUGACAUUACAAGUGAAGGUGUUUACGAAGAGAUCAGUAAGAACAGCGUCGAUAUAGUCACUUUGAUAUUCGUGUUAUCCGCCAUACAUCCAGAUAAAUUCUUACAAACGCUCCAGAAUAUUUUCGAACUCUUAAAACCCGGAGGUGUUCUUUUAUUCAGGGACUAUGGUCUCUAUGAUAUGGCCCAAAUAAGAUUCAAGGCAGGUCAUAAAAUAGCCGACAAUUUCUACAUGAGACAAGAUGGAACAAGGAGUUUCUAUUUUUCAACGGAAUACAUGGAGGAUCUGUUCAAGAGAGCUGGUUUCCAAAUUAUGAGUAAUUGUUACAUUCAUCGCAGAACAGUCAACAAAAAGGAGAACAUCGACGUCCCAAGAAUAUUCAUCCAGUCGAAAGUUGUGAAGCCAAGGUGAUUUUCUGCUUUAUCAGGCCAGAUACACUGUUUUUAUAUAUUUUAUAAAUUUUUCAGGACUUUUUACUAGUUAUUUUGUUCAGGACAACAAAUAAAUAAAAAACAACGAAUUUAAUACAAAUUUUAAUGUCGAUUGAUCAAUUACAAAUAUAAAUUCUCAUAAAGAUUUGGAAGUCUCCAAUUUGGUUCACUAUAAUUUAUAAUAACCAUCAAUUAUAUACAAUAAAAAACUACACUAUAAACAA
Coccinella septempunctata (seven-spotted ladybird) is the source of this 1146-nucleotide messenger RNA. RefSeq names its product tRNA N(3)-methylcytidine methyltransferase METTL6. The coding region runs from base 102 to 902 and encodes 266 amino acids. Lineage: Eukaryota; Metazoa; Arthropoda; Insecta; Coleoptera; Coccinellidae. The transcript has 2 exons. The record is from RefSeq and is a predicted model, not a curated record.